Molecule: messenger RNA, 1396 nt
Organism: Ruditapes philippinarum (Manila clam)
Lineage: Eukaryota; Metazoa; Mollusca; Bivalvia; Venerida; Veneridae
Exons: 3
Coding region: 67-690 (207 amino acids)
Source: RefSeq, a predicted model, not a curated record
CUGUUGGCCAAACUCAAAGACGCGUUUUGUUUUUUUAAUAUAUAGAAAAUAUAAACUGUUACUACAAUGAAUUUGAUGGUAUAUAUUUUCGCUGGACUUUGCUUCUUUACAGUAGAAGGUUUUGGUAAAACCAGCGGAUAUUACCAACCAGACAGGCAAACUGUAUUGCAUGGUCUCAUUCGUAUGCUAGCGGAUGUAGAAACGCCUGUUGAAACCAAGACCAUUCACGAGAACGCUGAUCACAGAUCACAUGAACUUGCUUACCAAAAGAAUAAGGAUGAAACAAAAAACACUAUUAGGAAAACCAAUCAACUCGAAACAAAGAGCAGACCAACGGAAUCUAGAGAAUUCGGCAACCAGGAAAAGAACAUGAAAGAACAGAACGUAUCACCCGUUGCUCUUUAUCUCCUUAAACGGCUCAUCUCUGGCGGAAACAGAGCUCGUGCAGUUAGAGCAGAUACAAUUAUUGGUAUCAAUAGCCGAGAUAGAUCAUUACCAUGGGAAGAAGAUUGUUCCAGUGGAUACAAACUUUGCGGGGGAUACUUCCCCAUGUGUUGCGAAAGUUUCGUAUGUUUGAAACCUUUGACACCAUGGGACAGGAAGAACGGAUUUAACAGAUGCUGGCCACACUAUUUCCAGGAUGAUGCGGACGCCAAUAAGAGUAAAUUAAAUACAAAACAGACUAACUAACUUCCUAAAUACGACUUUUUUGAAGGAAGCUAUAGCUUUACAUGUACAUCAUUUAACGUGUAGGCGCAAAUUUGAUUAUGCGUGCAAUGUUUUUCUUUUACUAUUUGGUAUUUGUUGAGCGGUUUCAUAUAUAUCUGAACUGUUUGUCCCGAAAAAAACAGAAUUUGAAGGGGAUAUACUGGAGUCGGCUUGUCCCUUGGCAAAUCAGUCUGUACUUCCAAUCAUUUGAAUGCAUCUCCUCUUAAAUUGUCAGUUGGAUAUCCUUAAAACGUAUAAAAACUGUUUGUUCACUGACAUGUAAAUAUACAUAUGGUAAAAAUAUCUGAAUUACCUUCCUAAAUAUGAAAGUUAUGAAAAACAAAUCUGCUAUGUGGGAUAGUACGAAACGGGUUUAGCACAAAAGAUGUACACAUAUAUAACUUCAUAGUAUGAGUAAAUGGCAAUUUUUCAUUAAAACAAUGUUUUUGGAAAAAUAUUUAUAUUUGUAUUUUUCAGAUGCUUUCUAAGACCUAGUGGUUUUUAAGCUUUCGCUGGACCUCGUUUUCAUUUGGUCCCUUAUCGGGGCUUUGGUCUAGAGCUCUAGACCCACAGAAGGGGGAUGGGGCCUUAGCAGUUCCAUGCUGUCGUCGGGUAGCAAUAUCUUUCAAGAACUAAAUGUUUUCAAACUUUCCACCUUUUAUAAAUUGUUAUUGAAUUGGAGGUACUC